Ilex paraguariensis (yerba mate) is the source of this 189-nucleotide messenger RNA. The record is from the annotation of a GenBank genome assembly. NCBI's taxonomy places the organism in Eukaryota, Viridiplantae, Streptophyta, Magnoliopsida, Aquifoliales, Aquifoliaceae.
AUGGUAAUCGAUUCUCUGCUGAAACUGAAAAUUCUCUCUCUCAACGGGGCAUCAACGGAGAAAGUGACCUUGGGUCCACCUUCAGGGACUCUGAGAACAGUCGACGAGAUCAAUACCGAUUCAUGCCAGAAGUCUGGUACCCUCGAAAUAUUCCUCGCACCAGUUCCACAAACCUCCACAAAAUAUUGA